AUUAUUCGAACAUCUUAGAUAACAGCGAUCCUUUCCAAACGCCGCUCUUCCGCCUUCCUUCUCCUCUGCUUUUCUUGCGACGGAAACCGCCAUUAAAGACCUCUGUUUCUGGUUCUUUUGACCAUUUCUCAAGCUUUUUUCAAGGAGAAACACAAUGUUUGCAGCUGAAAAUGGUCUUAAGGGAGACCCCAGGCUUCAGGGGAUAUCUCAAGCCAUUAGAGUUGUUCCUCACUUCCGUAAGCCUGGAAUCAUGUUUCAAGAUAUUACAACGUUGUUGCUGGAUCAUAAGGCGUUUAAGGAUACUGUUGACAUUUUUGUCGAUCGUUACAGGGGCAUGAACAUCUCUGUUGUUGCUGGGGUAGAAGCCAGGGGAUUCAUGUUCGGCCCUUCGAUUGCCUUAGCCAUUGGUGCUAAGUUCGUUCCUUUACGAAAACCCAGAAAGCUUCCAGGCGAUGUGAUAUCAGAAGCUUAUGACUUGGAGUAUGGAACCGACUGCUUAGAAAUGCAUAAUGAUGCCGUGAAGGCAGGGGAACGUGCAUUGGUUAUCGAUGAUUUAGUGGCCACUGGUGGAACGUUAUCAGCAGCAAUCAAGCUUCUGGAACGGAUGGGUGCUGAAGUCGUUGAAUGUGCCUGUGUUGUUGGAUUGCGCGAAGUUAAGGGACAGCGCAGGCUCAAUGGAAAGCCACUUUAUAUCCUUGUUGAGCCACGCCAAUUGGAUGUUUGUUUCUAAGGUGGGUGAUAUUGCUUCUGCUUAGGCUUGAUAUUGAGGUGAUGAUGCUUGAGCGAACAGGCUGAGACAGAGACAGAGACUGUGAGAUUUGAUUCCUGCGUUCAAAGUUUGAGCAGCGAUGAAUGAAAGUUGGGUCCAUUGUACUAUUUUUUUAGUGCUAAAUUAUGUGUCCUUUCUUCCCCAGCCUGUUAUUUCAACCAAAUCUUUAAUCAACAAAACUAUUCUCAGAUUCUGAUA
Messenger RNA from Cucurbita maxima (winter squash), 967 nucleotides. RefSeq names its product adenine phosphoribosyltransferase 5-like. Gene Ontology annotation, molecular function: adenine phosphoribosyltransferase activity. Gene Ontology annotation, biological process: adenine salvage. Lineage: Eukaryota; Viridiplantae; Streptophyta; Magnoliopsida; Cucurbitales; Cucurbitaceae. The coding region runs from base 155 to 730 and encodes 191 amino acids. The record is from RefSeq and is a predicted model, not a curated record. The transcript is spliced from 6 exons. Gene Ontology annotation, cellular component: cytoplasm; cytosol.